AUGACGGCUAAAUAUUUUAAGUUUCUACUGUCUUUAUUUCUACUGUCGGUUGCCUUCGCUGCUGAAUUAACAAACGUCACAUAUUCCGGGCUUGAAUUUACUCCAGAAACAUCAGAUCACACGCCUAACAAUGGGUGGGUUGCUUCCUUCAACUUCGAUUUAGAUUCAGCAACAAUAGUGGAACCUGGUGACUAUUUUGACCUUAAGUUCCCUUAUAUUUAUCGUGUUAAAUUCAAUGGCCAAUCAACUGAAUUGCCUAUUACGCUUCAAGAUGGUACUGAAGUGUUUACAUGUAACGUUUUACAACAAGGUGCAUCUCAAUAUUUGGAAUCUAUUGUGAGGUGUACGUCAAAAGUCGCUUUAUCUGAUCAAGAAACAUUAUCUGGGUCUAUCUCAUUUUCUGUAAGUUUUAAUGCUGGUGGUUCUGCAUCAGAAGUUGAUAUAGAAGGUGCACAAUAUUUUAAAAGUGGUACUAAUGAAGUUACUGCUUUAGGUGGUAUUACAGCAGAAAUUUCAUUCAAUGCUGUUGAUUUCAACUAUGAUUUAUAUUAUGCUAUUCGUUCGAUUCCAAGCGAAAGUUUUGGAAGUUACUAUCUGUCUAUGGUAUGCCCUAAUGGUUAUCUACUUGGGGGUACUCAAGAUAUAAAUUACGAUUUUGGAAAUGAUGGAUUCACGUUAGACUGCGCUACGCCAGAAGUCUUUUUAUCGGAUAACUUUAAUGAUUUUUGGUUCUUAAAGGCUUAUGAGAGCGCUGACGCCAAUGUCAUAUGUAUGGGUAAUGAUUUAAACAUAGAGAUGAGUCAAGCAGAUGCAGGUUACGGUUUAUGGAUAGAUGCCCAGCAAUCCUUUCCAAGCGAUGCUACUGCUGUUACACAUUUCGUUAGCGCUAAAUAUAGUUGUACAGAUACACUUGCCAGUACCAAAUAUACCAAUAAAAUUCAAACAACUAUUGUGUACGAAAUUUAUGGAGGUACUGCAAAUGCUGUUGCUUUGUUAGAUACUAUCGACAUACCCGUUACAGUGACAUCGUCGACUACCACUGGCUGGACUGGCACCUACACCACCACUUACUCUACCGAGACUACUGUCACCACUGGCACCGAUGGUUUAACUACCACUGAAAUCAUCUACCAUGUUGAAACCCCAUCGACCAUCAUCACAUCCACCACCACCACUGGCUGGACUGGCACCUACACCACCACCUACUCUACCGAGACAACAGUCACCACUGGCACUGAUGGCUUAACUACCACUGAAAUCAUCUACCAUGUUGAAACCCCAUCGACCAUCAUCACAUCCACCACCACCACUGGCUGGACUGGCACCUACACCACCACCUACUCUACCGAGACAACAGUCACCACUGGCACUGAUGGCUUAACUACCACUGAAAUCAUCUACCAUGUUGAAACCCCAUCGACCAUCAUCACAUCCACCACCACCACUGGCUGGACUGGCACCUACACCACCACAUACUCUACCGAGACUACUGUCACCACUGGCACUGAUGGCUUAACUACCACUGAAAUCAUCUACCAUGUUGAAACCCCAUCGACCAUCAUCACAUCCACCACCACCACCACCACUGGCUGGACUGGCACCUACACCACCACCUACUCUACCGAGACAACAGUCACCACUGGCACUGAUGGCUUAAUUACCACUGAAAUCAUCUACCAUGUUGAAACCCCAUCGACCAUCAUCACAUCCACCACCACCACCACCACUGGCUGGACUGGCACCUACACCACCACCUACUCUACCGAGACAACAGUCACCACUGGCACUGAUGGCUUAAUUACCACUGAAAUCAUCUACCAUGUUGAAACCCCAUCUAAUACUUAUGAUAAAAACUUACCACCUGCUUUGGCUUCUACGACUACCUCAACAUUACACAAUUUGGUAUUCUUAACCACAACGUUUUGUCCUGAGAGUUCCAGUGACAGUCUUUCUUUCGGCAAUAAAUUUAACUCUGGUAACAUCGGUAAUAGUAGUAAUAAAGUGACCAACUUGACCACCUCUGCUACCUCCACUGUUUCUACAAUCUCAACCAUUUCUACUGCUUCAACUAUUUCUACCAGUUCAACAGCCACCACUACUUCUAUGACCUCUUCUUCAACUAUUUCAAAUAUUUUGGUCACUAAAAACACCUCAACCCUUUCAAUUGAAACAUAUGUUCCACAUAUUACAACACAAACAUUGUAUACACAGGAAUCUUCAGAAACUAGCCUGGUCACUUCUUACCCUUCAUUAGAAGUAUAUUCCGAAUCAUCGACGACAACAAGCUAUUCCCUUUCUAUUUUCGAAGAUAUGGCUUUACAAACUAAGACAAAUCUAGGUUCAAUAGUCAUUGCAUUACUGUCCUUCUUGUUAUUAGUUUAA
Molecule: messenger RNA, 2382 nt
Organism: Tetrapisispora phaffii CBS 4417
Lineage: Eukaryota; Fungi; Ascomycota; Saccharomycetes; Saccharomycetales; Saccharomycetaceae
Gene: SAG1
Product: Sag1p
Exons: 1
Coding region: 1-2382 (793 amino acids)
Biological process (GO): flocculation
Source: RefSeq, a predicted model, not a curated record